Messenger RNA from Mya arenaria, 2014 nucleotides. RefSeq names its product xaa-Pro dipeptidase-like. Gene Ontology annotation, molecular function: manganese ion binding; metalloaminopeptidase activity. Lineage: Eukaryota; Metazoa; Mollusca; Bivalvia; Myida; Myidae. The transcript is spliced from 15 exons. The coding region runs from base 115 to 1617 and encodes 500 amino acids. The record is from RefSeq and is a predicted model, not a curated record.
CAAACGCUUGAUUGAAGACUAACUUUGUAAUAAGCGUUUAUUGAUACAGAAGGUGGGUUUGACAGCUGAGCGAAGUCCAACAAAAGUAAAAACUUUCUUACUUACAGAUACAACAUGGCAUCUGGUCGUGUAGAGCCAGCAUUCUGCAGAGGCAGCCACACCAUGGUAGUGCCGAUGCUGAUGUUCAAACAAAACCGUGACCGACUGUGCGAGAGACUAAGAAAGAACAGCAAGGUCCCCAAGGGCGCCAUUGUCGUGUUACAGGGUGGGGAGUCCUUCACCAGGCACUGUUCGGAUCAUGAACCAGUCUUCCGACAGGAGUCUUACUUCCACUGGAUGUUUGGUGUGGAGGAGUCAGACUUCUACGGUGCACUGGAGGUGGACACAGGGAAGGCCAUACUCUUUCCUCCGUUACUGCCCGAUGAAUAUGCCGUAUGGAUGGGCAAAUUGUUAACAGAGGAGGAUUUCAGAGUACGCUAUGAGGUUGAUGAAUGCCAUUUCCAAACAAAGAUAAGUGAUGUUCUGAAAGCAAAGUCUCCAUCAAUGCUUUUGACAUUGCACGGCCUGAACACAGACAGCAGUAAACACAGUAGAGAGGCAGCAUUUGAUGGAAUCAGCGAGUUCACUGUGAACAAUGAACUUCUUCACCCUGAAAUUGCUGAGUGUCGUGUGUUCAAGUCUGACCUAGAGUUGGAGGUUCUGCGCUACACCAACCGUAUCAGCAGUGAGGCACACAAGUCGGUCAUGCGGAACGUGAGACCAGGAAUGUUCGAGUACCAGCUGGAGAGCCUGUUCCACCACUACUGCUACUUCCAGGGCGGCCUGAGAAACCUCUCCUAUACCUGUAUCUGUGGAAGUGGGGACAAUGGCUCGGUUCUGCACUAUGGCCACGCCGGGGCCCCCAACAGCAAACAGUUGGACAAUGGGGACAUGUGCCUUUUGGACAUGGGAGGAGAGUACUACUGCUACGCCUCCGACAUCACAUGUUCCUACCCGUGUAAUGGCAAGUUCACAGACAAACAGAAAGGCAUUUACAAUGCUGUGCUAAAGGCAAGCAGGGCCGUCAUGGCUGCUAUCAAACCUGGUGUGUCUUGGGUGGCCAUGCACCAGUUGGCUGAGCGGGUACAGCUGGAGGAGUUGCGGUCACAGGGGCUGGUGCAGGGAGACGUGGAUGAGAUGAUGAAGGUCAACCUGGGGGCCAUCUUCAUGCCCCAUGGCCUCGGGCACUUCAUGGGCAUCGACACACAUGAUGUGGGAGGCUACCCGGAGGGUACAGAGCGUAUUGACCAGCCUGGUUUAAGGUCACUGCGGACGGUUAGAAACCUUGACCACAGGAUGGUGAUCACCAUAGAGCCAGGAAUAUACUUCAUCAAUACAUUGUUGGACCAAGCCCUUGCAAACCCGGACCAGGCACGCUUUAUGUGCCGGGAAGUUGUAGACACAUACAGGGGAUUCGGAGGGGUUCGUAUCGAAGAUGACAUCGCGGUGACCGAGGACGGGAUGGAGUGUCUGACGGUCGUGCCGCGGACUGUGGAGGAGAUUGAAGAGUUGAUGGCGGAAGGUCGCCGCGGGCAACAGGUGCCCCUGCCGCAGGAGACUGAGAAAAUGGUCAUUUGAGAGAUGGCGUGGAAAUAGCCAUAUGGUAGAAACACUGACUAUCUGUCUCCAGAUUGAUAAUGGAAGGUUGUUUACUAUGACAUUCACACAAACUAAUGUAUGAAAUUUGACCGUGUGAUUUUUAACUUGAUAUUGUUGAAAUAAAUUUGAAUUAUAAUAUUAUAUACAUGGAUGUUGACACAUUUAGUUUAAUUGUAUGGUAUGUAGCACACGUAAUUUCUAAUUAGUAAAAUGAUGUGUUUGUUGCAACUAACUGUGAUUUGUUCACGAAGUGCCAUCUAACAAUCAUUAAAAUGCUGUAUAACAGUCUUCAAAUUUCUUAAUUCAUUCAUAUUUACUGAUGUAAUUGUUAUUUUUGUAUUUAUACUCACCUUUUUAAUAACACAUUGAUAAAGAU